GUCGACUGGAAUAUCCAGAAAGAACCUGCGAUUCGCUUCAUUGAAGAGUACCUUCAUCGGCAGGAUCGAUCGUAUUAUCUGUCGAAGAGCCGACUGGAGAUUGCCAAGAAAAAGGCAGCACAAGGAGCGGCCAAGAACGCGGAAGCGCGACGGAAGUCAGCUCCUUCUAGGGAGCAACUUCUAGUACAGGAAAAGCGUCGAAAGCUCGAAGCUACAAAUACAGGAGAUCAUGCAGGAACAACUGAACUGCCGAAGAAAAGAAAGAUAUUAGCCUCAACUGCAAAGCAUCCUCCUGCGACGUCUUCCUCGGCUUCGUCCUCUUCAGGUUCAGGCUCUUCUUCGUCUUCAUCAUCAUCUUCAGGCGUCGCUGCGUCGUCAGCUGCUUCGUCAGCGGCUUCGGUAAUGGCACCAACAGCCGGAAAGUCUACGGCAAAGACAAGCACUGCAGCUCGUGUCAAUAGCAACGUCAACACUUCUACUACAGAUGCUCUAGGUCCUCCGCCCUCUUCUAGUAUU
Amoebophrya sp. A25 is the source of this 516-nucleotide messenger RNA. The record is from the annotation of a GenBank genome assembly. NCBI's taxonomy places the organism in Eukaryota, Dinophyceae, Syndiniales, Amoebophryaceae.